AUGACCUGCUCGGCUUCCUGGCUCCGGCAGCCGCCGCCCGCCAGUGUCAGCCCGCGUCGCCCCGGGGUCCCGAAGAGCCGUUGGGGGGUCCGGGCUGAGGCCCGUUCGUGUGGAAGCCCCGCCGCCACCGCCUGUGCGUCCGGUUGCCCGUCGUUUUUCCCAGCCGCCAUCAUGCUGGCACUUAUCUCUCGCCUGCUGGACUGGUUCCGCUCGCUCUUCUGGAAAGAGGAGAUGGAGCUGACUCUCGUGGGGCUGCAGUACUCGGGCAAGACCACCUUCGUCAAUGUCAUCGCGUCAGGUCAAUUCAGUGAAGAUAUGAUACCCACAGUGGGCUUCAACAUGAGGAAAGUAACUAAAGGUAACGUCACAAUAAAGAUCUGGGACAUAGGAGGGCAACCUCGAUUCCGGAGCAUGUGGGAACGGUACUGCAGAGGAGUGAAUGCUAUUGUGUACAUGAUAGAUGCUGCAGAUCGUGAAAAGAUAGAAGCCUCUCGAAAUGAGCUACAUAAUCUUCUAGAUAAGCCACAGUUACAGGGAAUUCCAGUGCUAGUUCUUGGAAACAAGAGAGAUCUUCCUAAUGCCUUGGAUGAGAAACAGCUAAUUGAAAAAAUGAAUCUCUCUGCUAUUCAGGAUAGAGAAAUUUGCUGCUAUUCAAUUUCUUGCAAAGAAAAGGAUAAUAUAGAUAUCACACUUCAGUGGCUAAUUCAACAUUCAAAAUCUAGAAGAAGCUGAAGAAUCACCUGAAGUCUUCCAGUCCUUCUUGGCUAUAAUCCUAAAACUAUUGUCCGUUCCUCUGAAGUACUCCCCCAAAUAUGGUCCUUCCUAAACCCAAGAAAUUGCCUUUUUUCAGAGUUUAUUUCUCAUGUGCACUGCUGAAGAUCUGUAUCCCUAAUCCUUCAUAAAGAACUGGCUAGAGUUGUCAUGAUAAAGUCAGCACACGCACACAAAGGCUUCUUGCACAUACUUGUCUUAAACAGUGUGUAGAGCUUUUUUAAGAAACCACAUUUUGACCAUCUUAAAUCAAGAAAAUUGCAUAUUUCUGUUCUGGUCUUUCUGGGCCAGAUUUUUAUAUUGAUUUUCAGUAAAAGUCUAUCUGUGGUAUUUAAUUAUAGAGUCCAGUAGCUUUACACUGAUACUGACUUGAGACAGCAUGAAGUUUCUAGUGCCACACACAGUAUUUAGAAAACCUUUAAGCCUGACUCAGGUGGGAUAUAAACAUAGUGUUUAUCUAAUCUCACAAAUGCAUGUGAAAUGUAUAAUUACACCUUAGGAAUUUAAAAAAAUGGUCUGCAAAAUGGGAACGGAGGCACCAGAUCAGUGUUCUUAUUGGUUCUUUACACUGGUGAGGUCUUUCUUGAUUGUUAAAAGCGCCUUCUGAGAUUUCUUCCUCAACAGAUUGCAGUUGGGUAUAUGGGAGGAACUAAGGCAUGCUGUUUUGUAUCUGUCCAGAUCAAUACUUCUAUCUUUUAUUUCUUUUCCUAGUUCAACACACUUUUUUAAGGGGUUGGGAAUUGAAGAUUUUCUCAGAAGCUUUCAUGAAUUUAGAGCAUUCCAGCCAAUGUAAUAAAACCUGUUAAGAAUGUCAGACUUUGUUCAGACACCUGUUUGUUGUUUCUAUCUCCAGUCUUAAUUCAGUGCUGCUGCAUGACACUCUAACUCUUGACUUUUUAUAUCCAGUCAUAAAGUUGACUUUCAGCACAAGAGAUACUUAUAAACAGAUAAAAAUUCUUAUUUUUCUCUCUUACUGAUGUAAGGUUUGGCACUCUUUUGUCUGGUGCCAUUAGACAUCUUGAUUAUUGUGACAACUCUAGACCUGCCUGCUUUAUUUAAUGUAAUCAUGCGCAACAUCUACAGGUUGUUUAAUAAUCAGUCACACAGGGAACUGAGGAACUGAUGGUGUUUAUUCUUUGCUUCUAUGAUACAGAGAUGUGUAAAAAAAUGAACAUGUUUUGUAGUUUAGCGAUCUCCAUAUACAUAAAGGGACGUAUUAAUACUGGUUCAUUUGUAAGUUGUUGUUCAUAUAGACCACUGUUGUAGAUAAAAUUCUGUAGUACACCUGCUUAUGUGUUGCCUCACACUGUAUGUGAUUGUUUCUUUUGUUAAGCAGCACUUAUAUUUAGACAGUGCAUUUCCAAACAUGUUGAGCACUCAAAGUGUAGUCAACAGUGAGUUCUUUUAAUGAAUACCAGUUUUAUUUUAUUGACUGCCAUGGCCUUAAAAAUAUUCUGUACAAAAUACUGCGCUGUGUUGCACAGACAUUAUUUGUUUUUCUCCAUUCACAUUUUUAUGAAUAGAAUCUGGUCUUUUAAAAUUCUGUUGUUAUCCUUUGAAGCAUGUUGCACACUUCCCUGUUGGGUAAAUGAAGGGAUAUUUAAACUUGCUAUGUCUUUCAACACCAUUAACGGUCACGGAACCAUUACAAAGAAUUGGCAGUUUGCUUGUGCCUAAAAGGAAGAAUCAGAACUAGAAUGUGUAACUUUGUGGAGACCUCAGAGGUUUGUUAAUUGGCCUAUAGCUAGAUUUUAAUGUGUUUGUGUGUCUGUUCGUUGCUUUCAGCAUUUCAAGACAUCCAGACACUACUAUCAUCAUUUUCCUGUGCAUUAACUUCUGCAUGUGAAAACUUAACAGUUACUGAACUUUGUAAAUAUGUGAAUUUUUUUAUUUAGGUGGCUGCAUUUUUGUCUGUUUACUGCUCUUCUCAGCUUUAUUCAAUAAACUUACAUUUUGAGGGUUG
Messenger RNA from Choloepus didactylus (southern two-toed sloth), 2734 nucleotides. It is a transcript of the gene ARL8B, whose product is annotated as ADP ribosylation factor like GTPase 8B. The record is from RefSeq and is a predicted model, not a curated record. Gene Ontology annotation, biological process: protein transport; anterograde axonal transport. Lineage: Eukaryota; Metazoa; Chordata; Mammalia; Pilosa; Megalonychidae. Gene Ontology annotation, molecular function: GTP binding; GTPase activity. Gene Ontology annotation, cellular component: lysosomal membrane.